AUCCGAAGAACCAAUGGAAGUACGUGACUACGUGGACGAACUGAAAGAGAAGUUGGUCAACGUGCAUGAACUAGUGAGGGGCCGGAUCAAGAUUGCCAGUGACCGAAUGAAGACCCGUUAUGAUGUGAAGGCCAACUGUGGCGGAUUCCAGGAAGAUGACUUAGUGUGGCUGUAUAACCCCCGACGGAAGAAGGGACGUUGCCCAAAACUGGCUCCUGACUGGGAAGGUCCAUACACUAUCGUCACUAGAAUAAAUGACGUAGUUUAUCGGAUCCAACGUGGACCAAAGACGAGGAUGAAGAUCGUUCAUCUCGAUCGACUAAAACGGUACGAAGGAAACAACGAAGACGCUUCCGAUCGGGACGAUCGGAUUUGAAGAGGGGGGCAGUGUUACGAAAUACACCCUUACGCCGCCCCAGUACGACGCCUAUGGCGGUCGAGAGCCUUCUGGACGUACGCACGGCGCUGAUGGGUGAAUCAUCGCUGUUGACGGCCGAGAGGCGGGCGCAUAAAGACAGGUCUGGAGCGUCUCGAAGCGGCGUCCAGGGGAGUCUCGAAGCGGAGUCGCGAUGGAUGUUCGUGAAGGAUCUCGAUCAGAGACUAUGGGUUUAAAUAGAGGCGACCGUAGGUAAUGGAUUCAUUCAUCCAGUGAAGACAGUCGAGAGCGCCGGAAUAAUUUCUGUACAUAUUCGUCGCAAUAGAUAGUGUUGUAAUUCGACCUGAAGAAAUAAAUUUUUUGAGUUUUACCAACACCCGAUUUAUUAUUCGUCCGUCAAUCGUAACAAAUUGUUAGAAAAAACAGUUUUUACCGACCAGGCAUGGUUUUACGUCGGUGGGUUUGUUGACUCACAAAAGAUGCGGAUUUGGAAUACUGAAAAUCUACAAGUUUACGGAGAAGCAUCUCUACAUGCACUUAAAGUUAGCAUUUGGGCCCUUUUUUUAAGGGAAUCUUACAGCGGCAUCAAGGUCUUAUGAUCUUACACCGGAAGAUUUUUCCUUCUGCAAUAUUGUCAUGAAGACAAAUAUUUUAUAAUUGUUAGUUGCGAAAUCAUGACGCCUCGCUUCUUCUCGAAUCAUACGAUGGUGGUAUUAGGAGACGGAAGAGCAUUGUCUUGCUAGAACGAAAAUAUGAUUGACUGUUGUCGAAAAAUUGGAUUACCCUCUUAUACCAGGUAUGUCGUUUUUGAAGGAACAUAAAGCAAUUCUUGAUAUGAAAAAUGAUGUAGUUACAGUUUUGGGACCACACUACAAAUACGUUUUUUUUUUCAAUUUAACAGGGCCAGAGAUUUUCGUAAAAUAUAGGAAAUUAAUUACAAAAGAUAUAAUUGACACAAGUUUCGGAUUCACAUCCGGUUGCUCAUACAAUGUCUAGGGAGUCAUCAAACUGUCACAGUGUAACGAAGCGAAUUUUCGCGGGCCGGAAACCGUGACGCGUACCGCGAAAGCCGGGGGUAAAUUGGCGAUCGCCGCGCCGCCGCGGCGGAAGUAGAGAACUCUUGCCUGAAACUCCAAAGAGUACGGAAGUGCUGUGGCGAAAUUGGCUGUUUUUAAGUUUCUGGAGAAGUGUGACCAAGUGUGCAGAUCGACCCUCCGACCUCCGUAAGUACCUUUUUGGGUCGCCUGCCUGUUUUGUACCGGUUUUGGAAUCGCCGCCCCCGAGCGAGAAACCGUGUCACCGUCACCGCGUUUUUUUUUGUCACCGUCGAAAGUCGACACCGUCGUGCACGCGUCGUUACCGUCACCGCGCUCCCCUCCCGGAUCGCCGUACCGUCUUCGCGCGAUUUCCAGGUUCAAGGUCGCCGCCCCCAGAGCCACGAGGAGCCCGGCCUGAAGGAAGUCGCCGCCCAGGAGGAACGACCGUGCCGGACAUUUAAAUUAAUUCUUUUUGUUUGUAAAAUCGAAUUGUUAGUCAUUUAAGUUGUUUAGCUGUAAGAUUUAUUAUUUUAGACCGUGUAGCUGGUGGUAGGGAAUAAACCCUAUUUUGUUAUAACACAUUCUCGCCGUUUUAUUUAUUAUUCUCGAGUUUUCGCGGCGGCUCAUCACCUGAAUUCCGUGUCUCUGGCUUUAGAGCACCCCGGCGCUCCCUCCCCCGGAGAGGGAGCUGGCGCCUGAGCGACCGCCGCUCCUGACCGAAGGCGCCACCCCCGGCGGCGUGAAGGUAGCCGCAUGAGCUUGGUCGACCAGACGUGUUACUGACAUCAGCGAUACUAGUCGACCCAAAGCUUGGCACCCAAGUACGCCGCCACCCCAUACGUUAUCGGCGAGAUUCCGGACCGUCACCGGACCGUCCGUCCCGUCCCAUCCGGAAUUUCGUCGCAUAAUUUUGGCGCCCGAGCAGGGACCUAAAGUGAGCCGCCCCCGGUCGUCCGCCGCCACCAGCUACGUUUUUGUCCGCUAUCAGCGGGGGACCGUCGUUUUUGAGCGGUCUGUUUUUUUUUUUGGUUUCUUGGCAAAAUUGCCGAAAAAGAUAAGCGCCGUUAUCUUACUGUUUUUUUUUUCUUUUUGUGCUGUAUUGUGGUCGCCGCCACUGUCCCCCAAGUCCCGUGACGCCAUCAACCGUCACCGUCAGAAUUGGUGACGUCACAGAAUGGGUAAGGAGGACCAAGACCGGCCGCACCCAGCUCCGCUCGCGACGUGGGUGCACCAGCUGCAGCGUCACGAGCUGGAAGAAGCCCUGCGCGAGAUUGGGAUCGACGCCACUGGUUCCGUCGACACGCUCCGCCGGCGUUUGAAGGAUUUUCAUCUCCGUCGCCAGGCCGAAAUCGACACGGAGAUGAACCUGGAGGAGUUGGCCACGUCUCUUCCGACCGUCACCGACGAGGUCGUGGACACCGUCAUCGUGUCGAGCCCCAACGCCUCCAUAUCGACGUCGACCAUCGGGUACGUGGUGGCAAAUUCGGCAUCAGCGACAUCGCUGACCUGGAGCAUUGCGCUAACCAGGCCUGCCGUGCCCACGCCCGUGAUUUCGCGACCGGUGAUGCCAGCGGCGUUUCCAUGGGCAGCCCCCACCAGCGCUACAGGUGCCGUUCCCCGAGUCCAGUCCCCAGGUGCCCUGUCACGACCUGCCGUCCCGCUGGAACUUGCUCGUCCCGCCUCUGGAGAGGCCCCCAGGAGCCGACCCGACGAGCCAAGUGCGUGGACGUACAGCGAACCGCACCGUCUUUCCCCAUCGCCCUCACCGACAGCCACAAGACCAACUUCGCCGUCUCUGAGUCGAGAAUUUCGACCGCCACCACCGAAGCGCCCGUCUCUCGUGCCACCACCGGCACCGACUCAGCCCCGUCGAAGUUGCCACUCGGUCCAGUCGUGCUAUGCACACCCGCGGGACACCCGUUGGGAAGCCCUGGACCUAGUGCGCAAGAGCCGUGUUUACUUCGACGGAGAGACCGACCCCAUGGCGUUUCUGGAGCGCGCCGUAGAGCUCCAGGAGCAUUUUGGCAUUGCAUCGGACACGAUGCUCACCGUGCUGCCGGAAAUGUUCACCGAUAAGGCGUUGGAGUGGUACCGUAACAAUCGGGCCCUCUGGUACUCCUGGGACGACUUCGUCGAGGAGUUCCGGGACUUCUACAUGCCGAAUUAUGAAGAAGUCUUGGAAGACCAGAUCGUCAAUCGUCGCCAACGACCUGGAGAAGCCGGCAGGGAUUUUAUACAGGCGAUGCAAACCCUCACCCGCCGUCUGGGAGGGUAUUCUCCACAGGCCGUCGUUCGUCGCCUGUACAGCCACCUGCUGCCGGAGUACCGCCAGUACAUCCGCCGUAGAGACUUCCAGACCAUCGGGGAGUUGGUGAGGCUCACAGAUGAGUAUGAGCAGCUACAGAAGGAAGUGAGCAGCCGUCCACCAGUCCCGCCACCGAAUUGCACUUCGACGACGACCCAGAUCCCGGCUGCCAGGUUUGCUUACGCCCCUCGGUCUGAAAACCGUACCCUGCAACCGUCGUCCAGGCCCGUGCAGCCACCCACGGCACCACCGCGAAGGCUGGAGACCAUCCAUCCCCCACCACCGUCGUCCAGGCCCAUUCAGCCGCCCACAGGCGCCACCGCCAACACCGGAACCACCGUCAAAUGUUGGAGGUGUGGAGAAUCCGGACAUUACCGCUCGGCCUGCAGGAAGCGAGCCCGACUGUUCUGCUCCAGGUGCGGCCGAAGCGGUAUAAUGUCCCGAGAGUGCCCCUGCGACCGAAGAAACGAGCGAGAAGUCUGCGUCAUGUCGAAGCCGUCGCAGCACCCGUCCAAGCCGUCGCAGCAGCCAUCCAAGCCGACUCCGUUGAUGGAAGCUCCGCUCAAGUUUCCCGACAACCGUCCCCAUGUCGCCGUCACACUUUUUGGCACCGUCUACGACGCCCUCCUGGACACCGGAGCCGUCAGCACGUUCAUUGGCCAGGAAGUUGCCACCGUGCUGCGCCAACGAAACGUUGUCCCCGUGUCAGCCCCCCAGGUUCGGAUCCAAAUGGCCCAUGGCGACAUCGUCCCAUCCGCAGGAAGUUACGACUUGGAGAUGAAAAUCGGCGACGUCCCCGUGACAGUCCGCGCCGCCGUUUUUCCAACCCUCACUACAGCUAUGGUUUUAGGUAUGGACUUCCUGCACGCCAACGCCAUAGCCAUCGACAUUCCCCGAAGAGUGAUGCGAUGCCACCGUCCAACGUGCAGUUCAGCCACCACCGACCCUGCAGUUCCGCUCGCUGUCCAGAGCGCCACCGUUUUGCCGCCCCUCGGCACUCUGUCAUCUCCGCGUCAAUGCAGAGGAGUCGAGCAGCCUGUCCUGCCCAGCAGCGGAUCCCGGCGAAGACCGAGAAGACGUCAGCCUAAUCGGCGUGGACCUCGUCUCCACCGGCUGAACACCGUCGACCGAAGUUGAAGUUCCACCAUGCCAGCCCGUCCACAGCACCGUCACCAAGGAGUCCAGGACACUGCCGUCUGAACUCGAACUCACCGUCCCCAAGGAGUCCAGGACCCCGCCGUCUGAACCGGAACUUCAGUCCACCAGAGCUGCGCAGGAAGGAAAGCCGUCUUCGAAGAGAAAAAAAAAAGAAGUUACACUCCUUUUUUUUUGCCGACGAAAGGGGGGAAUGUAACGAAGCGAAUUUUCGCGGGCCGGAAACCGUGACGCGUACCGCGAAAGCCGGGGGUAAAUUGGCGAUCGCCGCGCCGCCGCGGCGGAAGUAGAGAACUCUUGCCUGAAACUCCAAAGAGUGCGGAAGUGCUGUGGCGAAAUUGGCUGUUUUUAAGUUUUUGGAGAAGUGUGACUAAGUGUGCAGUUCGACCCUCCGACCUCCGUAAGUACCUUUUUGGGUCGCCUGCCUGUUUUGUACCGGUUUUGGAAUUGCCGCCCCCGAGCGAGAAACCGUGUCACCGUCACCGCGUUUUUUUUUGUCACCGUCGAAAGUCGACACCGUCGUGCACGCGUCGUUACCGUCACCGCGCUCCCCUCCCGGAUCGCCGUACCGUCUUCGCGCGAUUUCCAGGUUCAAGGUCGCCGCCCCCAGAGCCACGAGGAGCCCGGCCUGAAGGAAGUCGCCGCCCAGGAGGAACGACCGUGCCGGACAUUUAAAUUAAUUCUUUUUGUUUGUAAAAUCGAAUUGUUAGUCAUUUAAGUUGUUUAGCCGUAAGAUUUAUUAUUUUAGACCGUGUAGCUGGUGGUAGGGAAUAAACCCUAUUUUGUUAUAACACA
Zophobas morio is the source of this 5668-nucleotide messenger RNA. RefSeq lists its product as uncharacterized. The record is from RefSeq and is a predicted model, not a curated record. The transcript has 2 exons. Gene Ontology annotation, molecular function: nucleic acid binding; zinc ion binding. The coding region runs from base 2588 to 4855 and encodes 755 amino acids. Lineage: Eukaryota; Metazoa; Arthropoda; Insecta; Coleoptera; Tenebrionidae.